Cheilinus undulatus (humphead wrasse) is the source of this 620-nucleotide messenger RNA. Its product is annotated as kinesin heavy chain-like. The transcript is spliced from 5 exons. The record is from RefSeq and is a predicted model, not a curated record. Lineage: Eukaryota; Metazoa; Chordata; Actinopteri; Labriformes; Labridae. The coding region runs from base 93 to 536 and encodes 147 amino acids.
AACAUGGCUGACACACAAAUCUUUGCGUGGAUACAUGAAGUCGGGUUGAUUUCUAGUGACAGUCAACGACAAAAUAAAUAGAUAUUUAAAAAAUGGGAACAUAUAAACAUUGGCAGGAAGUGAGCAGCACAAACAAACAGCACAUUUUUGUGAGGUCUGUGCAGCAUCAGGCCAAGAUGAAGUCUCUGACGGACUACAUGCAGAACAUGGAGCAGAAGAAGAGACAGCUGGAGGAGGGCCAGGACGCUCAGACUGAGGAGCUCGCUAAGCUGCAGGCUCACGAGAAAAGACACGAGAUGUCAGGAGAGGAGAAGGAGGACAUCGGCAGACACGAUGGGGACGAGGAAAUAAAGAAAACUCUGGAGGAGCAGCUGGAGAACCACAGAGAGGCUCACCACAAACAGCUGAGCAGACGGAGAGAUGAGAUCGAAGACAAGCAGAGGAUGCUGGAUGAGCUCACAGAUCUGAACCAGGGUCUGCUGCUGGAGCAGGAGAGGCUGAUGUCAGGCUACGACAAACUGAAAACUGAAAACUGAAGAGCAGGAGAAAGACGCCAAGCAGCAGAAACUCAUGCUGCUGAAUGAGCAGAGGGAGCAGGCCAGAGAGGACCUGAAGGGCCU